AUGGAGAGAUCAACAGUACCAUCGGAUGAUGGCGAUGUCUCUAGAGCGUCGAUGGUCACUGUACCGACCAUUGCCACGACCGUCAUUGCUCUAAUCCUCACAUUAUUACGGCUAUAUGUGCGCCGGUACAUGAUUCGAAUGUUGUCCUGGGAUGACUGGUUCAAUGUCUUUGCGAUGUUGACGCAACUGGUUGUUCUGGGACUGGUUCUGGGAGCAACCUCGUAUGGGUUUGGACGACACGUCAAAUACGUCGGCCAUGACCAUGCGACUUACAGCAUGAAGCUUUUGCGGAUAUGCGAGUUUCUAUUAAUUUUCACAACAGUCUUCCUCAAGAUUUCCAUUAGCCUCUUUCUCAAGAGGCUGUUCCUCACAAGCAAGAAAUGGAGGGCUUUCUUCUGGUGCUUUAUCGCCUUCAAUACCAUUACCAGUGUACUCGACGCCGCCGUUAUCUUCCCUCAAUGUACCCCCGUGGAGCUGAACUGGGAUAAGACAGUGGAUGGACAUUGUUGGUCGGCCAACGCUAUCGAUGCGAUUGGGAUCGCCCAAGGAGCCAUUGCUGCAUCCACAGACUUUGCUUUAUCCAUUCUGCCAAUUGUUUUCCUAUGGAACAUCAAACUCCCGAAGAGAGUGAAGCUGGGCAUAUGCGGGAUUAUGGCCCUGGGGUUCGCGAGCGGCGGAUUCGCAAUUGCUCGCACUGCCCUCGUUCCUAGUUUAAUGAAAACGGAAGAUCCGACUUGGGACCUGGUUGAUCUAUUCAUGUGGGCAGUACUGGAAGCGACAUUCGGUAUUAUUGCUGCCGCUGCCCCGUCUGUCCGACCGCUCCUCGGCCAUAACUCCGUGACUACGAACUAUUAUUCUCGCGACAAAUCGCAUUCUCUACCACUCCGGAACACGCGCACCGGGCGAAACUCGCGAGUCGACUGGGGAAAUACUAUAUUUGAUACCCGAAACGAGCCAGACGAGAGAGAUGACUAUGGCGGGGACAGCGAGUCUCAGAUUCGUCUUGAUGACCGGGGUAUCAUGAAAACCACCUCCAUUGAGGUGGUCACCACGAUCGGGCAUACCCUGGAGAGCGACAUAGAUAGGAGACCAACUUCGGAGGAGAGUGCCGAAAGGAGAUACAUCUAG
This is a messenger RNA of Aspergillus bombycis, 1128 nucleotides long. RefSeq lists its product as uncharacterized. NCBI's taxonomy places the organism in Eukaryota, Fungi, Ascomycota, Eurotiomycetes, Eurotiales, Aspergillaceae. The transcript is spliced from 7 exons. The record is from RefSeq and is a predicted model, not a curated record. Bases 1 to 1128 code for a protein of 375 amino acids.